CAAUUGGGCUUGACCACUAACGUACGGGGAGAUAUUCCCCCGAACUUCGCAAAAUGCAUGAAUCAAUGUACAAUUGUUAUUACUAAUUGGAGAUAGAUACAGAUAUUUUUAACACGCAGUAAUACUGGUGUUGCUGUCAGAAACUCUAACUAGUCACGGAUUACUCCGAGUUCCAAUUUGAAAAUGGUAGAAUCCAUUGUUUGAAACCAGAACGCGUUCGUCAUCACCAAGAUGCAAUCCAAUCGCCAGCCAUUGUUUUUCAACUAAAAUCGAGGACAGUAACAUGCAGGAGAAGAUCGAUUUUGAGAUCCGUAUGCGGGAUGGGGCAUACAGACUCCUGUUGGCCGGCACCAAGAAAGAGCAGAUCCUAAACGCCUCUAAAAAUCUCCUGACCUGCAAUACUCGGAUUAAGGCCUACAUGACAGAGCUGCACGAGGAGGAUCACCAUGAUAAGAGAAUAGUAUCUCAUAGGGGGCUGUCAGAUCCAGUUUCAAAUGAUCGUGUGGCCUGUAAAGGAAAAGUGGCCUUGUCUGGGCUGCGAAUACCCUUGAUGUGGAAAGAUUCAGACUAUUUUAAUAACAAAGGCAGCUCACGGCGGGUUGCCGUCUUCUGCCUGAUGAGAAUUGGAUCUGAAGUUUUUGACACUGAGAUGGUGGUUGUGGACAGAUCAAUGACUGAUAUUUGUUUUGAGGGUAUAACAAUUUUUAAUAAGGUUAGCCCUGAAUUUGAGAUGAAACUGGAGCUCUAUAGUUGUGCCAUAGAGGAGGAGACCACCCUGGUCAACACCCCAAAGAAACUGGCGAAGAAGUUCUACAGCUCUAUUGGCAGAGUGUCUAGAAGGAAACUUGACCCCCUGCUUGAGACUGGAGACCCAGAUGCUUUCCUUCUGUCCAACCCAAUACCCCUUGGGGCAAGGUACAGCCUCCUGGCAUACACUUCUCUGGGGUUGGCCUGGGCUGAUGGGGGCUUCCAGUCCCAUUCUCUCAUUGUCAUCCAGGAUGCUGAGUCAUCGUCCUGGUUGCCUCUCUAUGGCAACUUGUGCUGUCGUCUGGUUGCCCAGCCUGCUUGUAUGACCCAGGACAUGAUGAGUGGCUAUCUGAGUCACCAGGACAAUGUGGAAGGCCUGUUCCGGUGCUGUAGUCUGUACUGUGUGCUUAAGGCUGGAAAUCUGUCCUGCUACUACAGCCCUGAAGAAAUCACUGCCAAGGUGGAGCCCAGCCUUGUCAUACUCAUCAACAAGGACACUAGGAUCCGUGUGCAGGAUAAAGACACUAAGAAGAGGUCCAACAGUCUGACGAUAAUCAACCCGGUGCGGGGGGUGGCUCUGACCAACGUCUUCACCGCUGACAGUAGAGAGGAGCUUGAGGACUGGACCGAGGCUUUCUGGCAGCACUUCUACGACCAGAGUCAAUGGCAGCACUGCUGUAGUGAGCUGAUGAAUAUUGAGGUCAAGUCACCAAAGAAACACCCGCUGUUUCUCAACAAACAGGCCAAUUCUGUCUACAAUGACCUAAGUAUUCAUUCUCCGGGAAAGUUUGAGAGUAUCACCGACAUCAUCCAUAACAAGAUUGUGGAAACGGGGGGCCACUUCCUCAUUGGUCAGGAGGAGGUAAGGGAACCUCCAAAUUUGUCCACUCUGUUUGAUGGGUCCCACCGCAUUGUGGUGCAGAAGAGGAUUCUGUCUCCAGACAAAGAAAGCCACUGUCCCACCCCCACUCCCAGCUCCAAUGGUUACAAGAAGAGGUGUGCCCCACCCCCACCUGCUGACAAGCAGCCUUAUGUCCUCCCACCAUCCAGACCCCCACCGCCAUAUCAGGAAAAGGAGAACAUUGUGACUGGGGCAAGAACCAUGAGAGGAAGGCCCUCGCUGGAUGCUAAAUUCUCAGCCAUAUUCCAGCAGCUACAAAGGAACCCUGGCAUGUCCCGAAAAAAUGCCCCUCUGGGCCAGAAGGAGCCUUUCCAGCAGGAGCUGGAGUACCCCCGCACUCCUGAUGUUCCUCCCCGGCCUACCCCAGUCCCUGCUCCACGCAACAAACUGAGGAAGUCCUUCGGGGAGAAGAUAAACCCUAAAGCCUGGUGACUGAGUGAACAAGCCCCCUAACCUGGGGUUUAAUAUUGAGUUUCUUUAUUGAUAAGAUCUAACCUGGUUUGUUAUGGAAAUGACUGAAUGUUAAACCGUACGUCUUAAUUUUAUCUAUGUCUAAAUACUACCUUUUGGAAUAAUGGCAUGGAUGGACAGCAAACUGUGGAACUUUCUGAGUUAAGUUUUUUUGGUUUGUUUGAAAUACUGUCAUUUCUAUUGCUAACUAACCAGUACAAUAUGACUGAUAAUGGACUUAGUUUUAGCUAUAGCAUCACUGAAACAAACAUGAGAUACACCUAAUGCAGGGAUCUAAUGCAGUUAUUAAAUGGAAUGAUCCCACAGGCCAGUCAAGGAAGAAUAUGUUUGGUGUUGUACUCCGUAUGAGCUGUGGCGUAAUUACUGAAAUGGGACAUUACUUUCUAAUGCACCAAACUAAUGAACUGUGGUCUGAGCCAGUUAAUAUAUUUGUUUUUUACAUAAGUAAAAUGGUAAUAAUGGGGUUUAUAGAAAUCUUUGGGAAUUUCAGAUUCUAGAAUGCAACUCCUUCCUGAAAAAUUAGGCUAAUAGUGGUAAUAAGAGAUUUUUUUAUACUUAUUGUUAAUCACAAUUCACUGUUAGAUCUUUUGGAUUGCCCUAACAUGUUAGAUUGUUCUGUUACCCUCCACUCACCUACUGUAUGAUCGUAUCAGUUUUGAUGCUGAGGAUUAAAUCUGAUUUGAAUUACAAUGUGACAUGUUUUUAUUUCAAUGUCUUAACUCACACUAUAGAAGCUUUCAAGUCAGACUGAAGACUAUGGAAGCUUAAAGUAGUAACCAAAUUAUUCUUUAAUCCACGUUAUCCCAAACUCUGUCCUGAUUGCAAUAAUCAACUAAACAUUGCGCAUUGAUUAUUUCAAUCUGCUAUUUAGUGUUAGGGUAGAAACUGAAGUGUACCCAUGAGACCCAGGACUGACUUUGGGACAUUCUGAUUUAGUCUAACAGUGCAGUUUCAGUGCACCAGCAGGCUCAGGAACCGUUUAUUUCUAUCUACUGUAACCCUGCUUAACUCUGACCCAUCACUAACCAUACCCUGCCUCACAG
This is a messenger RNA of Esox lucius (northern pike), 3162 nucleotides long. RefSeq names its product rhotekin 2a (gene rtkn2). Bases 284 to 2080 code for a protein of 598 amino acids. Gene Ontology annotation, biological process: positive regulation of cell population proliferation; hemopoiesis. The record is from RefSeq and is a predicted model, not a curated record. The transcript has 12 exons. NCBI's taxonomy places the organism in Eukaryota, Metazoa, Chordata, Actinopteri, Esociformes, Esocidae.